Molecule: messenger RNA, 8674 nt
Organism: Mycena citricolor
Lineage: Eukaryota; Fungi; Basidiomycota; Agaricomycetes; Agaricales; Mycenaceae
Source: the annotation of a GenBank genome assembly
GAGCGGUGACAUACGCUGGCUACCCCGGGUCUCUUUCGACGCGUGGCGGCGGCGGCGGUACUGCGUCGUCGGCGCAUUCCCAAUCCCGCAUCCUCCUCCUCCCAAGCUUAUUUCUCUCAACUGGAUUGCUUCCGCCGCCGAUGUUAUCAUUCACUCAGCGCGAAGGAGCAAGAGGAUGUGUUUCUGGAGGCUGCCGAAGCGCCUUGGCCCGUAUCGGGCCCGUCAAGCCGGACAGCUGAUCUCGAUGCCGGGGUCGAGGAUGGGGAACUGCUGCAUUCGGGCUCUGACGAUCCGCGGUAUCCUUCGCUUAGGCUGGACGAGUGGGAAGCCGCGUUCAAGCAUAGUGCUGCGACAUCCAGAACAACCUUCUCAUCUCCGUCUUCGUAUCUCAGGCGGAAGACUGCUGCUGCAGCUGCUGUCUCUGGUGCUGGGGUCGAGGACAGUGAAUGGUUACAACCCCGCGGAAAUGGGUUCUCCGAGAGCAUGGACGCAGACGUGGAUGAAGCGAGGCCCCGGUUCGAUUGGAGACUUUCUUCGUCUCAGCUGCGCCGACAACGUGAGGAAGAGAUGAAGAAUAAUGACAAGUCGGGCUCCACUUCUACCAAGCGGACACAUCCUCCAAGUAUCACGGUGGGGCAGGGCGAGCCGUUCUAUGAUGCGAUUCAACUGUAUACAGAACGCUUCACGGAGAUGCUGGUUGCGGAGCAACAAGAAGCUGAGGCUGUUCUGAAGGAACGGCUCUCCACCUGGUCUUUGACGCGCCUGCAAGAGGAGGGCUACUCCAUAACCGGCCUUUCAUCCUUCUGGCUACAGGAGACUCAGUUUGGGCUCCCGGUUGCGUCGUUCUCUCUCGGACCGGGCAUAUCGCUCCCUGAACACCGUUUCGACAAUGGUUCCACUGUGCUCGUAUCGCGACUAGACCCGCUCAAGGAGGGCAACGUGACAGGCUCGGUGAUCUCCAGUUCCAAGUCUCAGAUCCGCGUCACCUUCCGGGAGCGUCUCCUCGACUUCGAAGAUGGGCUCUGGCGGCUCGACGUUGGCAAUUCGAAUAUCGCGCACGAGCGGCAGCUCGAAGCCGUUAGGAACUUGAACCACGAUCCACAGCAGUUGGAAGAGGUGCCCGUCAGUAGUGAUCGCGAGGUCAUUCUGCUGGGCACGCAUCUGCGAGAUGUGUUGCUGGAUACCUUCCAGCCGGGAUCGGAGGACGAGGAGAUGACGUCGAAACCUGUAGCUAAUGCGCCAGGCGUGUUCGCCGACGACCAGCGGAUUCACAGCUGGGCACUGCGCUAUGCGAAGCCUGAUCCGCUUGUGAUGGAAGGCGACCCCCCUCUGACCGGUCUGAACGAGACACAGAUUCGGGCGAUGGCUUUGAUGAUUGGGAAACGUCUCAGUCUCAUCCAGGGUCCUCCGGGAACAGGCAAGACGAAAACGAUCAUCGAAACGAUUAAGCUGCUCAAAGUCCACUUUGAUGUUCCGCACCCGUUGCUGGUGUGCACCUACACGAACGUUGCAGUUGACAAUCUUGUCGAGGGGUUCGCAGCAGCGAACAUGCGUCCGCUCCGAGUGGGAUCCGCCGGCCGAGUGAAAGAGUCGCUCAAACAAUAUACCCUCCACCAGAAACUUGCCGAACAUCCCCUGCAGCAAGUGCUCGAGCCGCUCCAAGUGGAGAAGGAGAAACUAGAAAAGCAGCUGGAUGAGCUGGACACCAAGAUAGACGAGGCCGAAAAGAAGACGAAGACGGCGAACAACAAGGCAGCGGAACGACUGCUGGCGAUCCGCUUGAACAUGGAUCGGGAGAAAACUCGGAAGCAGAGGCAGCAUCGAUCGCUCAAGGGGCGCGUCUAUGCACUGCAGAUGAAAAUGCUGAAGCACAUCAUCAUGGAAGCCGAUGUGAUAUGUACAACCUGCAUCACCUCGGCCUGUCAGGCUCUGCAGCUGGUGGAUUUCCCGGUGGUAUUCUUGGACGAAGCGUCGAUGUCGACAGAACCUGCGACGCUUGUGCCCAUCAUGAAGGGUUCCCGCCACCUAUCUCUCAUCGGAGACCAUAAACAACUUCCUCCGGUCAUCUCAAGCCUAGAAGCCAAGGCCCUGGGCCUGGGGCGUAGUUUAUUCGAACGGCUGACGGACGAAGGAGAGGUGCCUUCGAUCAUGCUGGACACACAAUACCGAAUGCAUCCUGCGAUCUCAUCCUUCCCGUCGUCCGAGUUCUACAACUUCCGUUUACGGGACGGGACGGUCGACCCGACGGGUACCGUCGCCGCGAGGUUGACACCGCCCAAUUCAGUGCAUCUGCCCGUCAACGAACGAGGGGACCGCCCUGCAGUCAUCUUCUUGGACCAUGUUGGGGGCGAGGCGAUGAAGGAUCGGAGCAGGGUCAAUCUGCCCGAGGCUGCGAUUGUGAUUAGCGUGAUUGAAGAUCUGCUGUUGAACAACCCGACCCUCAACGGUAACGACAUCGGUGUCAUUGCCCCCUACGUGGCGCAGAUAUCCCGGAUCAACCGCAUGCUGAACACCGAUGCGAAGUACGCCGACCGGUUCCAACAAGUCCUGGGCUCCCAUCGCGCGAUGCAGAUGCGCCACAUCGAGGUUAAGACGGUGGACGGAUUCGAGGGCCGCGAGAAAGAGGUCAUCAUCUUCUCCACAGUGCGCAACAACUCGGGCGGCCAUAUCGGCUUUCUGGCGGACAAGAGACGGCUGAACGUCGGGCUGACGCGCGCCAAACGCGGGUUGUUCGUCAUUGGGAGCAUCAAGACGCUGGGGGACGGCCUCAGGGCUGACACGAAGGUGGCGGCGACAGCAGCAACACCAGUUCCAGCUCCAGCAGCACCGGCCCCGGUUGAUAUCGCCCAGAUCAGCGAUUCGGCGCAGAUCCAGGUCGUCCCUCCCCGCAAACGCAAGUCGCGUGGGUCGUGGAAACGAUACACAGACUGGCUGCUGGACCAGGGCCUGGUCAUCACUCUGGGAGGCGAAGCGCUCUCGAAGGUGCUCUAUGGGAAUGUUCCCAAGCGGAAGGUGCCGCUGUCGGCGAAGGUGUAACUUAUGAAUACUAGAAUAUCUUGAUUAUAGUUGUAUGGUCGCUCACUAUUAGGUCUCUGUGUAAACUACUGUAGCUCUUUGGCUUAUCUUGUGCCCUCGCUCCCAUGUCACGCUUGAUCUCACAGCGAGCUAUUGCCCCGCUUACGAUUAUUGCUGAUCUGCGCGGGGAGGGUGGGGAAGUCUUCAGUCUGAGAUCGGAGAGGAUACGCUAGUAGGACUUUUCAUCUGGGAGCAAAGGCGAGUCCAAGCAUGAGACGAUCUCAUCACGAUCAUUGACAGAGAUCUCCCACGGUCGCGACUUGCAAGUCACUUCGCGCCUACUCACGCGCAAAGUCACUAUUCAUGGUCCGCUUCAAGAACCGCUGGCUGCUCGUGGAGCUACUCCCCGUCCCUGCAACUGGGGCAGCUCCGAACAACAACCUCGACAGCCACAAGAUCUGGGCCGCAGUGAAGCAGAGUGUCAUAACCAACUUCGGCGAUGUCGGAUGGGGAUCCAUUGGUCUUUCUAUGAACGUGAAAUACUACUCCCCGACGACGAACAUGUGCAUCAUUCGUGUCGCGCGCGACCACCACCAGAUCGCGUGGGGAGCGGUGACUCUGCUGACCAGCAUCGAGGGCGUACGCUACAUCCCGAACGUCAUCCAUCUCUCUGGGACCAUGAAACACACACAGCUGGCGGCGAUCGCGCAUGACCGGGAAGUCGUGGCUCGUCUGCGCGCUCAGGCGAAGACUCCGAGCGGAUAUAACGACUCGUACGAAGCGUACUUGGAAAAGAGCGAAGCCGAAAUCGAAGCUCUCCAAGACUGAGCCGCAUUUGGGAUCCAAUAGGGUCUGUCGAAUCUGCCGCCCAUAGACGGCUCGAGCCCCAAUGAAGGUGGCGGCUGCCACGGACAGCGACCCGCGUCCUUGAUAUGCGAUGAUCCUCAGUGCGAGGGCCCGAUCUAUUCCCACAAGGAAUAUAUACACUGUGUAGGCAGCAGACAUACAUACAUCCAAAUAGAUUAUCUACGUAGAAUACAUAAGAUCAGUACACCUUGUUAGUAGUAAUUUGUGUUUCAAGAGACGGGCUCCACCUGAGGAUGGACAGCCCCACCGGUGUGGCUGUCGUCCGCAACUUCUGGGACGCCUUCUUCGUGACGGCCCUGACGGCCUAAGCCGUCGACCAUCCGUGCCAUCCGCUCCUCCAUUUCCUGCAAUUCGGCAGUCGGAACGCCGAUUCCGGUUCCACCACCCAACGCAGCGUUGCCCAUCCCAAACGCGUAGGGGUUCGCGCUGAGCGGCGCCAUGGGACUGAUGACACCUCCGGGACUGAUCGGCCCCAGACCGCCCAUCCCCAACCCGCUCAAGACGACACUGGGGGACAUCCCACCGCGCGCAAAGGCCAUUUGCGACAGUGCGAUCUGCGCUGCUGCGUUGGGAUCGACGCCCAUCGACGCGACCCGGCGCUCGAUCUCUGCGGCAAGAAACAUUCGCUGAGCAUGAGCGAUUUCCUGCGGAGACAUUUGCCGUUGCCGAUAACCGCCUGGCACAUUUGAUUGUCUCGAUCCUCCUCCGCCGCCGCCGCCUUGUCUAUUGUUCCUCGACUUCCCUUUCGACUUUUUCUUCUUCUCUCCCGCAGCUUCUCCGUUCCGUUUCGGAGCACCGGCCUCGUCCUUCUCCCGCUGCUCUCUACGCUCAGCUUUGCGGGCCUCCUUCUGUGCGUGCCUCUCUCGCGCCUCGGCUCUUCCCUUCUCGAGCCGCUCCCGCAUUGUGGCAACACCCGUUUCGCUUUCCCACCAUCUUCCCUCGGCACCGACGACCGCGUGCUCCAGGGCACUCCGGUCGUGCGAAUAGAGACACUUGUCUUUGCCGAACUUGCACAGCCCCAGCAGAUCGUACAGGCAGACGUUUCUCCCCAGCCCAUCGCGGACGCUACGGUCAUCUGGCGCGUGCGAGAACGUGCAUUCGGCUUUACGCGCGCAGCGGCCACGGUUGUAGAAGCGGCAAGGGAUCCCAGAAGCCGUGUGAUGGGCAUCCGAGGUGUCGGAGGUGAUAGAUGAAGAUGGGGAUACUGAACGUGGUGCCGCAUCUGGUGUUGGAGCGCCUGGAUCGGAGGAGACAGGUUCUUCGGUUGCCUCCUUGGACGCUUCUGCAUCUGGAGCAGGUGCGCUGGCCUGCGUUUCCGCCAACGCAGUCUUAGCAGCCGUGUUCUCGGGCGUCAUGGACAGAACGGUUUCGAAGUCUAGGCACAUGAGCCAUGCAGCAGAGAACGAGUGGAAGGGAAUAUGCGCACCGACGAUCGCGCCUGCGGUAUCGCCAUGACCCUUGCGGGACAUACCACGCACAUAUCGCGCCUCGACGAGCUUGGGAUCCAGCGCCAGCGCCUUCGCCGCAACAGCCUCCGCCUCCACGAAUCUGUCGUCACGAUAAGCAUCUCCGCCCCGAGCCGCCCAGGCAUUGCCUAGUAGUAGAAGGAUCGGACACACCUCCCGGCGUACAGAUACGCGGUAGCCAAAUCACAGUGCACCACCGGAUUUUCCCUCCACAGCCGACACGCAUCGGCGAAACACGUCGCAGCGCCGUUGUAGUUCUUGAGCUUCAUCAACGUGACACCCUAGCGCUCGUUAGCCGCCUCGUGUGACGAGAUGCGUCGGAUGGAACGCACAAAGGUCUGCCUCUCGCUCGCGCGCACGCGCUUCUGCUCGACGAUCGCCGCGCGCUUCUCCGCGCGCGCCUCGAGCUGCUCGGCGAGCGUAGGCAUGGCUGUGUCCGAUGUCAAGACGACAAUGACGGGAUCAUUGGGGUCGGCAGCGUCUGGCUCUGCCGGGGAUGGGGCCGCGGGUGGGGGCGCCGGGGCGGGGGCGGAAGCGUCCGACAUGGAGAGAUAGUUGGAGGCGGGUCGAAUACGAAGUCCCGCACUGUGGUGGUCAAGAAAGAGGCCUGUGCUGUGGGUGGCGAUGUCACCUGAUCGAGACCUUGUGUUUCGAUCAGUGAUUGGCGAUGGCCCGUCGAUCGCGUUAACAAAGUCACGCUCAGUAGAGCGCGCGGCCGCAGUCGAGCGAGACCUUGACUGGGUACAGCAUGUUCCGGCUGCUCGUGACACUCGUCGCCUUCAUCUCUGCAUUUCGAUCUGCGGAAGCAUCUCGCCAGCCCCGCAACCCAGCCGAACAAACCCUUGCCGAUCUUGGAGACGGACCGUUCCGCGUUUUGACCAACGAUGCGUUCCCUGACUAUCGGGUCCGAGUGAAGCAGAUUCCGAAAUCGGCGGGGUUUUGCGACUCGACUGUCGGUCAAUAUGCUGGUUACAUAGAUAUCCGGGCUCGCCACUUCUUCUUCUACUAUUUUGAAAGCAGGAAUGACCCAGCCACUGACGACGUUGUCAUGUGGCUGAAUGGCGGGCCGGGUGCUUCUGCCUCGGUCGGGCUCUUUUCCGAGCUGGGGCCCUGCAAUGUGAUCUCGGACAACACCACCGAAUUCAAUCCGCAUUCCUGGAAUUCGAAGGCCAAUUUGAUCUUCCUUGACCAGCCUAUCGGGGUUGGAUUCUCGUAUGCAGAUUUCGGAGAGGCUGUGCGAACCACCGAAGAAGCGGCUGUAGACAUCGCGCGCUUUCUGGCGAUAUUCUUUGAGUCCAUGCCCGGCCUGAAAAAUCGGGCGCUACAUAUCGCUGGCGAGUCUUAUGCGGGUCGGUAUAUCCCAUUAUUUGCUGCUCAAGUGUUCGAUCAAAAUGAGCUGCUGAUCAAAGAGGGCAUUGCUCCAGUCAACCUGAGUUCCAUCGCCGUCGGCAACGGGGUGCUUGAAUCGAUCCACUCGAUCACAUCGCAGUACGACAUCCAAUGCAAGCCCGUUGUUGGGCUCCCUUUGCAAUCCAUAAGGGUUUGCACGGAGAUGAAACAGGCGCUCCCCCGAUGCGAGAUGCGGCUGAGACGGGCCUGCAUCGAGACCUUUGAUCUCAUCGAAUGUCAAGCAGCGCGAGGAUUCUGCCACACGGCGAUAGCUGAGCCAUUUGCAUUGACCGGUAAAAGCCCUUACGACAUGCGGACGGUGUGCAUCGGGGAUGUCCGAGACACUCUGUGCUAUCCCAUCACACAGAACAUCACUCACUUUCUCAAUCUGCCCCGAACGCGAGACCUGCUGUCCAUCGAUCGGUCGUUUGGCGAGUUUGCCAUGGUCGACUGGACGCUGAACACCGCCUUCGGUCUCAGCGGGGAUGUCUAUCGACCUAGCGCGCCGUACAUAGAAGCCCUGCUGGAGCGGAAUAUCCGGGUCCUGCUAUACGCCGGCAUCCACGAUUUCUCGUGCAACUUCAUCGGCAUGGACCGAGUCUCGCGUGGGCUCGAAUGGCACGGCCAGCGGCAGUUCACAUCGCAGCCGCUGCGACCCUGGUUUGUCGAACAUAAUGUAGCAGGCCAGAUCAGAUCAUCUGGGCUUCUCACUUUUGCGACGGUGGAGAAUGCCGGACAUCAGGUGCCGCACGACGAACCUGUCAACUCGCUGGCGAUGAUCAAUCGUUGGCUGAAAAAUACACUCUAAUCACAUAAACGUGUAGAUUAAGUCCUUCAAAACAUGCGUCGAAAGUCCGAUUCAUUCGCUCGGAUCAGACAUAUGCGCAGAUUCAGAAUAUUCCUGGAAACCCCUAUUUGCCAAAAUCCGUCAGCAAAAGUCAGCCGAGCGUAUAGUACAUGGGUAGCGUUGAUGAAAUCUCUGCCUCGUGCCGCUCGACCCGGCAUUAGCCGAUUGGAGUGCGCCGCAGACGAUGGAGGGGUUCGACAGACUGUCUCUACCCUGGAGCGACGCCGGUGCAGCUAGCCAGCGGAAAGCGACGCGUUAAUCCGAGCUACGAAACCUAGUAUGCCAAACAACAGGUGUGGAAUACAAGGCUACGUAGCGCGGAGGAGCAGUCGCUGGCCAGACUCGACAUCGCAACCUGAGGGCCACAAGUUUUCAGCCAAGCGCUCUUAUAGUCCUCGCCGCGCCCAAUCUGGCUGUGCCAACCCACAACUGCAGAGUCCGUAUCAGAAUCCCAUAAAUAGCCUGAAUCUAGGGUCCAAACCCAGCCGAUCGCAGACACAAACGGGGGCGGAUGUGCCCACAAACGCGACGGAAAUCUGAUGGGGAUGGUGAUCGGCGAUUGACCCUCCCGCUCGGCUAAUCCGAGGGACAGAUCUGCUGUGCUGGAGGGAGAUAGUAGCUGGGGGGGACCAGAGCAAGCGCGGGCCCGCGACGUCGAGACGUGACAUCUCCAUGCUCCCCCCGGACGUUCUUGCGCGCGGAUGUCGCCAUGUGUCAUCCGAUGGAAACGACGAUGCACACCCCCACCCAGCGCGAACCAUGGGCCAAGAAGGAGCCCCGUUUUCAACAUCUGACACGAAGAAGAUCUUAUCAAAAUGCCACUGAUGUCUUCAUCGAGCACUCAUCGUCCAGUCGUGCUUUAGAACUUUGUCACAUCGAGUGGGGAGACAGGAAGACUUGGCACAUGUGGAGACCCUCCCGACGCUCAGAUGCGCGCAGUAGUCCUUUCCAGCGCUUCGGCCAGGGCAGGGUGAGUUGCUUACGCAAGCGUCCUAGAGAAUUGUAAACACGUAUAUCACGUGAUCGUGUGCGAUGUAAGUGAGAGUCCAGACAGGCAAUGUUUAUUGGCUUAGCGUUCCGGUCAGUCACA